AUGCCCGGUGCUGCCUUGAUGGAUGUUUAUGGCCCGCUUGAAGUGCUCUACCUUGUCACGGGCCGCUUUCAUAUAAAUCUCAAGAUAAUCAGCCCUGACGGCAAGAAUGUGAAGCUUACGCCGCCACUAGGCAACCAGUUCAACUCAACCUUCGCUCCCGAGUAUGUUGCCUCCGCAAGCUUUGAUGAUGAUAUCGACCUCGACGUUCUUAUUGUGCCUGGCGGCGCUGCGGCCCGGGACACUAGUCUCACUUACGUGGACAAUUAUCUUGUUAAGAUGUAUCCCAAGCUUGAUUAUUUGAUUUCCAUUUGCACGGGAGCCAUCUUCCCCGCUCGCGCCGGCCUCUAUGAUGGUAGACGUGUGACCACGAAUAAGAAUGCGUGGAAGUUGGUCACAGCGCAUGGCAACAAUGUCACCUGGGUUGCGCCAGCUCGAUACGUCAUCGAUGGCAACAUCUGGUCCUCUUCUGGGGUUUCAGCAGGCGUUGAUCUCAUGCUGCAUUGGGUCAAGGAAUGGUAUGGCGAGGCAAUAUUCAACACUAUCCGUAUCGGUGGUGAGCACAUUGUGCAUGGCCAGGAUGAUGAUCCCUUCACCGACGAGCUUGGUGUGCCACAUCAGGGCCAACUGUAG
Clonostachys rhizophaga is the source of this 630-nucleotide messenger RNA. Lineage: Eukaryota; Fungi; Ascomycota; Sordariomycetes; Hypocreales; Bionectriaceae. The record is from the annotation of a GenBank genome assembly.